CCAGGCAAACUUAUCACCGACUGUUUAUAAUCAAGUAGAGCCUCUUGGAUCAAGAACUUCUUAUGCCAUCCAUCCAACAUCGCUUAUUUACAUUCAUCUUCGCUAGUUUGCUUACUUUCUUAGUUCAUAAUUCACGAGUGGAUGAGGUCAACUGUGGUAUUUUAAAGAAUGAAAAAAAUAUUUGCGAGACGCAUGUUCGUAAUUAGCGAUCAAUUCGCUCACAAAAUUAUCUUCCAACACGGGCAAGUUUCUUCUUGAUUUAUUCGCCCUGGUCUCCACUGUUCAUCUCGUUCAAUAACAUACCUAUUAGUUGGACAAACCAAGGAGUGAAAACUUGAUAACUAUCAACAUUUGCGGUCGUUCAUCAUUCAAGAUGAUUGAUUUCCGAGAUUUGCUCAAUCUGGUUUGCUUGGGCCUCUCUAUGAUAUCGAAGGGACCCCAAAUUCUAGGGCAAUUGCGCCGUGGAUCUUCGGAAGGCAUUGCCACUUUGAGUCUCAUCCUUGAAACAAUCAGCUUGUCGAUCACUUUCAGCUAUUUUGCUGCCAAUGAUUAUCCUCUUGGCGAUUUUAUGGAAUAUCCUUUCCUUAUCGGACAGAACUUGAUUCUGUUUGGCUUAUUGGCUUAUUACGAAUCAGUCGUGUUUCAUCGUGCUUUUGCCUAUCUCUGCGUUUACUUGUCGCUUGUCUAUGUGCUCUCGCAAAAAGUGGCACCUAUCGCAAUUUUGAGUUAUCUUUCGUCCAUAGUGAUUCCUAUGACUUCCAUGAGUAAAAUUGCACAAAUCCGAACGAUAGUCAGGACCAAACGCGGGGACCUCGUGAGCCGAGUGCCUUGGGCUGUGUUUGCCUCCACUUCAGCUGUACGCUUUUACACUGUUUUGACUUCCUCUGGCGAUAAACUACUUCUCUGCCAGUAUACGGUUUCGGUAACCUUGAAUAUACUAGUGAUCAUUGUUGCCUUGGCUUAUACCCCAAGGGUUCGAUCUAAAUCUGACUAGUAAUCGGGAAGUAAGACAAGUAUAUAUUUCAUAGGACAUCCGCAUUUGAUUUGUAUUUGCACACUGCACACACAAAAUGGCUUUUAUUCGACACUCUUUGUUGGAGCUUUUAAUAUUACGUUUAUGAUUGUUGUAAACGUUAUGAGUGAGCGAUUGACAUUCCAAACCUCGAAAUACAAGUCAUAACUAGU
Tigriopus californicus is the source of this 1185-nucleotide messenger RNA. RefSeq lists its product as uncharacterized. NCBI's taxonomy places the organism in Eukaryota, Metazoa, Arthropoda, Copepoda, Harpacticoida, Harpacticidae. The transcript is spliced from 4 exons. The coding region runs from base 374 to 994 and encodes 206 amino acids. The record is from RefSeq and is a predicted model, not a curated record.